Eriocheir sinensis (Chinese mitten crab) is the source of this 4727-nucleotide messenger RNA. RefSeq names its product serine/threonine-protein phosphatase PP1-beta catalytic subunit. NCBI's taxonomy places the organism in Eukaryota, Metazoa, Arthropoda, Malacostraca, Decapoda, Varunidae. Gene Ontology annotation, molecular function: protein serine/threonine phosphatase activity. Gene Ontology annotation, cellular component: cytoplasm; nucleus. The coding region runs from base 82 to 1077 and encodes 331 amino acids. The record is from RefSeq and is a predicted model, not a curated record. The transcript is spliced from 7 exons.
UACAUUUUCCCUUCUCUCUCCCUUUUCUACUAUCAAUUACACUUACUCUUUUUAUUCAGUAUCAUCAACAGACUCCCUAAGAUGGCGGACACGGAACUUGACGUGGACAACUUGAUAUCUCGCCUUUUGGAGGUGCGGGGAUGUCGUCCAGGCAAGAGUGUGCCGAUGACGGAGGCUGAGGUGCGCGGACUGUGCCUCAAGUCAAGGGAGAUCUUCUUGCAGCAGCCCAUCUUGCUGGAGCUUGAAGCACCGCUCAAGAUCUGUGGGGACAUCCACGGGCAGUACACCGACCUGCUCCGUCUGUUUGAGUAUGGCAGUUUCCCACCCGAGUCCAACUAUUUGUUCCUGGGCGACUACGUGGACCGAGGCAAGCAGUCCCUGGAGACCAUCUGCCUCCUACUGGCCUACAAGAUUAAGUACCCAGAGAACUUCUUCCUCCUGCGGGGCAACCAUGAGUGUGCGUCCAUCAACAGGAUCUAUGGCUUCUUUGAUGAGUGCCGGCGAAGGUAUGGCACCAAGUUGUGGAAGACCUUUACUGACUGCUUUAACUGUCUGCCCAUCGCUGCCAUCAUUGACGAGAAAAUAUUCUGCUGCCAUGGUGGCCUGAGUCCCGACCUUCAGAGCAUGGAGCAGAUCAGGCGCAUCAUGCGGCCCACCGACGUGCCCGACACUGGCCUGCUGUGUGACCUGCUGUGGUCCGACCCCGACAAGGACGUGUCAGGCUGGGGUGAGAAUGACCGUGGUGUGUCAUUCACAUUUGGAGCAGAUGUGGUCACCAAGUUCUUGAAUCGACAUGACCUUGACCUCAUAUGUCGAGCCCACCAGGUGGUUGAGGAUGGCUACGAGUUCUUUGCCAAGAGGCAGCUGGUGACCCUCUUCUCGGCCCCCAAUUACUGCGGGGAGUUUGACAAUGCUGGCGGCAUGAUGUCCGUGGAUGAAACGCUGCUCUGCUCCUUCCAGAUCUUGAAGCCAUCUGAGAAGAAAGCCAAGUACCAAUACAGUGGCCUGACCCAGAGCAGACCAAACCUUCCCAGCAGGCAGCAGCGGCAGCAACAGCAGCAGCAGCAACAGCAGUAGUAGUGAAAGGAGUAUUUUCUCAGCAUAAAUAGGCCUACUGCAGUUGUGUGUGUGUGUGUGUGUGUGUGUGUGUGUGCGUGUUCAUGUGUGUGUGUGUGUGUGUGUGUGUGUGUGUAUGUGUGUGUGCGUGUUCAUGUGUGUGUGUGUAUGUGUGUGUGCGUGUUCAUGUGUGUGUGUUUUCCUUCAUGGCUGUGUUGCUACCUUGUGGCUCAGUGUUUCCUUCUCUUUUGCUGGAGGAUGGCAGUGACAAGUCUUGGGGAAUUAGGUUCUUGGAUGGGUGCCGGAAGGGGGAGCUGAGCAGGCUGUCAUUGACCUCCAUAUCGAGGGGAUGUAUGGUCAUGCGACGCCUGGGCGAUUCUGGGGAGGAGGUCAUAUUGGCUGUGGCUCUCUUUAGCUCAGUCAGCACCAGUGUGACCUCUGACAUGAUGGCACUUGAGGAAAGGGUCUCAUUGCCUUGCUUGUUCACUUCAGAGUCAUCAGGAGAGAAGGAGGAGGGUGAGGUGUGUGUGUGUGUGUGUGUGUCCUUAUGAGAGAGAGAGAGAAGGAGAGAGAAGAGAGCAGAGGAGAGAGAGAGAGAGAAAACCCUCUCAUCUUUCCUGUGUGUGUGUGUGUGUGUGUGUGUGUGUGUCCUCAAGCCUUCUGGGACUAAAUGAAAUCUAUGCAUUAAGCUAAGUUUAUUGUGCUGAACUGCCUUAUUAGUACCAUAUAAUGUUUGUGUACAUAGUCUGUGUGUGUGUGUGUGUGUGUGUGUGUGUGUGUGUGUGUGUGUGUGUGUGUGUGUGUGUGUGUGUUGAUACUUAUACGUUCUUAGCUGUUUGUAUUUUUGCAGGCUUGAUAACGUCCUGUAUUUGAACAGUGUUUCAUCAUACAAACCCUCAGCAGACAUGGGUGGGCAGGUGUCUGAGGAGCCCCUUGCCAGGCCACUCCUGGCUCAGACACAGCAUGUUAAAAGAAAUGUUAACACACCCAUGUCAAGAAGUCAUAGAAGAAUAAUUAUAACAUAUACAGUUAGCAAUAUAAAGAUAAAGAAGGAAUAUUUAUGGGGAAGAGUGAACGAGUGAGUGGUCAGAGAGAAGCUGGUGUGGAACUGAUGCCUUUCAGGUGAUCUUCAUGUUCUCAUGUGAUGACACUCGGAAAGACUCUGGAAUGCAACAUCAUUAUUAUCAUUAUUAUUAUUAUUAUUAUUAUUAUUAUUAUUAUUAUUAUUAUUAUUAUUAUUAUUAUUAUUAUUAUUAUUAUUAUUAUUAUUAUUAUUAUUAUAAGAUCAAGUAACAAAAAACACCUUCAAUGCAAGUUCUCAAGAUGCAAAUACAUACACACAUGAAAAAUUAUAAUAGUGACACUAAUUUUACUCAUUUUGUAAGUUAUUGGCAUUAGUUCAAGUUAUAUAACCAUACAUUGUGGAGAAGACUAAAGGAGGCACCCCAGGCAGGCAGGCAGGGGGAGAGGCACCUAGGCCGGUCCUUCUCUCUCCUCCUCACUGCCACCUUCACCACCACCACCCAUGUCCUCCCAUUACCAAACGCUUGCUAGAGGGGAAUUCAUGCAACUUCAACCAGCAAGAGAUGGCUUUAUAACAUGAUAAUUAGUAGGUCUGGCAUGUACUGAGGCAUGAGGCUGGGGAAGGGCAGUGUGUAGGUGUGGUGAGCUAUAGGGGUGUCACGCGCUCUGCCAAGGUGGUGGAUGACUGGACCUGAGCACCUGUAAUUUUUUUUGUUAGGUUCAAAACUUCCUCAUUAAAUACAAGUAUGGGAAGAGGACCAGCAGUGUUGUUAGGUGGGAAUUUACUUGCUUUGAACUUGUUAGAGAUGCGAUCUUACUGUAUUAUGAUUAUUAUUAUUAUUGUUAUUAUUAUUAUUAUUAUUAUUAUUAUUAUUAUUAUUAUUAUUAUUAUUAUUAUGAAAAUGAUUUAGAUACAGUUGCCAUUAUUAUGAUUAUUGUAAUUAUUGUCAUUAUUAUUAUCAUUAUUAUUAUUAUUAUUAUUAUUAUUAUUAUUAUGAUUGUUAUUAUUGCCGUUACUAGAAUUAGCUUAUGUACUCAUGUAAAAGUCAGUCUCAUGUAAAAGUCCUCCCCCAGAAGGGUAAAAGUACAGUUGGGACAUACUGCGAGUGGCUCAGUGCUCCUCUCUGUCUCACUGGCCCCCAAGCCUUGCGUGGAGGAGAACCAAUCACUCCGGGACACCAUGGAGGAGUGACAUCCAGGUCACCAUGUCCUCCUCAGGUUUUCCAAGGUACCCAUUUAUCCACCAACCCAAGAGGGAGGAUGAACAGUUGCGUGAGCUAUACACUGAGUGCCCAGGCUGGUAUUCAAACCCAGGCCUGUGGAUUCAUAGCUCAGCAUGCUCACUGCUGCACCACUGAGAUGUCAUUUAAUUUUUUUUAUUUUUUACAUCAAAGGAAGCAGUUCAAGGGCAAAAAAAAAGAAACCAUAAUGGAAGAAAAAUAAAGCCUGCUAAUCACUGCCCCAAUAAAAGAGUUAGAAGAGUGGCCUAAAGAGGUGUCUGACAUGUCUGAUUGAGGAGUACAUUCUAUCCUCUAGAAAAAAAAGCAGCCAUGUAAAAGUUGACCCUGAAAAAUUGUCAAUAGAGAUCAAUUUUUAUGAGUAUAAUAGGUAAUAUUACAAUUUUUUUUAUUAUAUUAUUAUUAUUAUCAUUAUUAUUAUCACUUAUUAUGUUACUAUUAUUAUAUAUUUAUUAUUUCAAUGUUGAUCUUUUAAAUGCUAUUAUACUGGGAACAUUGAGAACUGUCCAUUUCUUCUCUGUUUAUCUCUCUCUCUUGGUUGAUCCUUGCCUGCCUUUCAGCCUGUCUCUGUUUGUUUCUCUCUGCCUCAUCACUGUCAGGUCUGAUUGACAGAUUGUUCGCUUGGUAAAGUACACGCAUAUGCAAUUUUUAUUUGGUUAACUACACAUAUUUGCAAUUUUUAUUUUGUAAGGUACAGAUGCAUGCAAUAUUUAUUUGGUAAAGUACACACAUGCAAUUUACGAAGGCUAACAAUAUGAGUCACUUUGCAUGUAACGUGCAGUAACUUUAGAGGCAAUCUGCAACAAAUUCAACAUCCAUUUUGACACAAAGUCGAAGGAAAAUUGUUCCCAGCAGUAUUAUUGUGGUAUUUGUGCAGGGCAGUGAGGAGGAACAUUUCAAGGGAUCACAUGUAGGGUCUGUAUUUUUUUUUUUUUUUUUUUUUUUUUUUUUUAAGUGAGCUUUAUCAUCAAUUCACCCACUACUUAGCAAGCCUCUCUCUCUCUCUCUCUCUCUCUCUCUCUCUCUCUCUCUCUCUCUCUCUCUCUCUCUCUCUCUCUCUCUCUCUCUCUCUCUCUCUCUCUUCUCUUUUUCUCUCUUUCUCUCUGGACUUGCAAUGCAGGAGUGUGGUUUUUAAUAUAUGAAAGUCAUGUGGAAUAAAUUUUCUUGCUAAUAUUUGUUUGUAAGUGGCUCCACAGUGUCACUCUUUACUUUCCUUCCUUUCCCGUUCCUUUCUCCGACUGUUUUCUUUCUUUCCACUUCCCUCUCUUGGAAGUGUUAUAGGUAGAGAGUUAGUUAUAGUUCUGUAUGCUUUUUGUGAUUUUAGUUUCCCAUAGAUGAUGAUUCUACGAUGCCAAGUAUUCAGUUCUCAUCCAUGUAGUCCAGUUAGUAACAAUAAAGCAUUACACUGUA